UUUCACAAAUUCCCAAAGCAGAGGGAGAGACUCUCUCUCUCUCUCUCCCAAAUGCUUUCCUUUUAAUGGGAGACGAAGACGAAACCCUACUCUCCCCAAAUUAAGUAGCUACUCUCUCAGAUUAUGAAGCGUAUCAUCAGAAUCUCAUUCACCGACGCUGAAGCCACCGAUUCUUCAAGCGACGAAGAAGAAGAAGAGACGCAGAAGCGUGGUUCCCAAACUACUCGCCGCCGUGGGAAACGUCUCGUCAAGGAGAUCGUAAUCGACCCGGCCGAUACACUCGACGUCUGCAAGACACGGUUCAAAAUCAGAAUCCCGUCGGAAUUUCUCACGGCGGCGAAGGAGAGGAAGAAGUUUCGCGGAGUGAGGCAGAGGCCGUGGGGGAAAUGGGUGGCUGAGAUCAGAUGUGCUCGUAAAGGACGCCGCGACCGUCUCUGGCUUGGUACUUUCAACACCGCCGAGGAAGCUGCUCUUGCUUACGAUAACGCUGCGGUUCAGCUGAUUGGACCUCACGCGCCCACUAAUUUCGGAGUGUCUGACGUCGCUAGAGGCGCGUGAAGAAGGUCUCUCAUUGACUACGUAAGAUACGAUGGCUUUUUGUUGAGCUUCGUCUUUGUAAAAUUCAUCUUCGCCCUCUCGUGAUGUUUGUUGUGAUAUGAGAGGUCCUCUGUUUCUCACUCUCUGUAUAUAUUUUUGGCACUGUGGACGAAUUUGAAUAAUAAAAUUGAGACUAGUGAUGGUUUGGUAAAUUGGUUA
This is a messenger RNA of Capsella rubella, 756 nucleotides long. RefSeq names its product ethylene-responsive transcription factor ERF070. Gene Ontology annotation, molecular function: DNA-binding transcription factor activity; DNA binding. The transcript has a single exon. Gene Ontology annotation, biological process: regulation of DNA-templated transcription. The record is from RefSeq and is a predicted model, not a curated record. The coding region runs from base 124 to 558 and encodes 144 amino acids. Lineage: Eukaryota; Viridiplantae; Streptophyta; Magnoliopsida; Brassicales; Brassicaceae.